Molecule: messenger RNA, 1301 nt
Organism: Artibeus jamaicensis (Jamaican fruit-eating bat)
Lineage: Eukaryota; Metazoa; Chordata; Mammalia; Chiroptera; Phyllostomidae
Gene: PCNA
Product: proliferating cell nuclear antigen
Exons: 6
Coding region: 196-981 (261 amino acids)
Biological process (GO): mismatch repair; regulation of DNA replication; leading strand elongation
Cellular component (GO): PCNA complex
Molecular function (GO): DNA binding; DNA polymerase processivity factor activity
Source: RefSeq, a predicted model, not a curated record
GUGACGUCUGGUCACGGGGCGUAAGGACGGAGAGCUCGCGCUCGCCGACUCGUCGAUAUUACACGGUUGCUGACUGAACGCUGUGGUAAUCUUUCUUUAGCUCGGGUGCUUCCCGCUCGCUCUCAUUCUGUGAAGCGUAAGCCGACUACACCUCCUUCCCUUCGUCUCUAGCUGCGUCGUUGCCACUCCGCCGCCAUGUUCGAAGCGCGCCUGGUCCAGGGCUCCAUCCUGAAAAAGGUGCUGGAGGCGCUUAAAGAUCUCAUCAAUGAGGCCUGCUGGGACAUCAGCUCGAGCGGCGUCAAUCUGCAGAGCAUGGACUCGUCCCACGUGUCUCUGGUGCAGCUCACCCUGCGCUCCGAGGGAUUCGACACGUACCGCUGCGAUCGCAACCUGGCCAUGGGUGUGAACCUCACCAGCAUGUCCAAAAUACUAAAAUGUGCUGGCAAUGAAGACAUCAUUACCCUAAGGGCUGAAGAUAAUGCGGACACAUUGGCACUAGUAUUUGAAGCCCCAAAUCAAGAAAAGGUUUCAGACUAUGAAAUGAAGUUAAUGGAUUUAGAUGUUGAACAACUUGGAAUUCCAGAACAAGAGUAUAGCUGUGUAGUAAAGAUGCCUUCUGGUGAAUUUGCACGUAUAUGCCGAGAUCUCAGUCAUAUUGGAGAUGCUGUUGUAAUUUCCUGUGCAAAAGAUGGAGUGAAAUUUUCUGCAAGUGGGGAACUUGGAAAUGGAAAUAUCAAGUUGUCGCAAACAAGUAAUGUCGAUAAAGAAGAGGAAGCUGUCAACAUAGAGAUGAAUGAGCCAGUUCAGCUAACUUUUGCACUGAGGUAUCUGAACUUCUUUACAAAAGCUACUCCACUCUCUCCUACAGUAACGCUCAGUAUGUCUGCAGAUGUGCCCCUUGUUGUAGAGUAUAAAAUUGCUGAUAUGGGACAUUUAAAGUACUACCUGGCUCCCAAGAUUGAGGAUGAAGAAGGAUCUUAGGCGUUUCCAAAGUCCCAAGAAAAUAAAACUUAAGCUCUUCAGGAACUGCUUCUGAGAUUCCAACAUGCCCUUAAAAGUCUCUUCUGUUACCAAAUUUGUACCUGAGUACAUAUGUAGAUAAUGUUCUGUGUAAAUAACCUAUUUUUCUUCAUUCUCUACAAUUUAAAAUGUAGUCUCAAGUCAGAUCUGAUCUUAACAACCUAGAACUACUGCUGUAUCUAGAAAUAUUCUUUAGGAUUUUUAUAAGAAAGGGUUUUAACUAUUAGUGCAGUUUUAAGAAUUGUAUUUUCAAUUUAAAUAAAAGUUAUUUGAAUUUCAAA